CGCGCGUUUCAAUUCAAAGCCAAUUCGGAGUUCAUUUGCAGCCAUUUAAUUAAAAUACAAAUUACAAAAUGAUGUCCUUCAAAUCAUUUGCAUUGCUUAGUUUAUCGCUUGCUGCCAUUACCGCCUAUGCUUACGCCCAAAUAGCGCCCGGCUCGAAUGCGUACUUGCCGCCCACCAAGAAUGGCUACGACUAUCCAGAGCCCAACAAGCCAUUCGCACCCAGCACGCCUGGCAGACCCGCACCUGGCGGACCCGGACCACGUCAGCCACCAUCUACACCCCGCCAGAUUCCCGGUCAACCCGCCGAUGAUCACGUGCAUAUGCCGGGCAUGCCGUUUGAGUUUGAGUACGCCGUGCAGGAUCCGGAAACGGCCAACGAUUAUGCGCACAAAGCGUCCAGCGAUGGCGAUGUCGUUACCGGCGAAUAUCGCGUCCAGAUGCCCGACGGACGCACACAAGUGGUGCGCUAUACGGCCGACUGGAAGACCGGCUACCAUGCGGAUGUCAGCUACGAGGGCGAGGCCACUUAUCCACAAGGACCGGCAGCUGGAGCACGCGGUGGCGGCGGCGGCGGUGGCGCUGCUGGUGGCUACAAAUACUAGAGAUUAAAGUGAGAGAGAUUAACUUGUUGUGAAUUUCAAGAGAAAUGUUUUAACUAUGCUAUAAUCAAUAAACAAAAAUUAUGAAUAAAUGCUUGUAUAUAUCAAAAGAAUAU
Messenger RNA from Drosophila busckii, 715 nucleotides. It is a transcript of the gene Cpr50Cb, whose product is annotated as pro-resilin. Gene Ontology annotation, cellular component: extracellular matrix. The record is from RefSeq and is a predicted model, not a curated record. The transcript has 4 exons. The coding region runs from base 69 to 602 and encodes 177 amino acids. NCBI's taxonomy places the organism in Eukaryota, Metazoa, Arthropoda, Insecta, Diptera, Drosophilidae.